GAGGCUGAAUACAGUUGUACAGGCUGAACAUGCUGAACAUGAUAAAGAUGCAACAUAAUCAACUUUUCUUAUCGACCUCGCACUACAGCAGACUAUAAUACACUGUAAAUUUGACACGGACAGAUACAGAACACGAUACAGCAAUGACAUGCACUAAAGAGACAGUUAAAUCCAGCGGAUUAAACAUCUGGUCCAGCAAGAAUGAAGAUGGACCCGCACCCGUAGUUGACAUCAUUAUGGUUCAAGGUCUAGGUGCACAUCCGUUUUAUAGCUGGGUGAAGAAAAUACCAUUGCCAAAUACUAAAAAACCCAAAAGAUCAAGGGUGCAAUUUUGGAAGGGCAGAAAACUUCAAAGCAAAGGUGGGGAAGAUAGCACAGCAGAGGUUAUGUGGCCGCGGGAUAUACUUGUACCUUUAUUCCAAGAUGCGCGGAUCGCUACCUAUAGCUAUAAAUCAGACUGGAGAGAUGGCACAGUCAAGACGAGCCUACGUCAAUGCGCAGAGCAGUUCCUGAACAUUUUAUCCCAACACAGACAGCAAUCAGAUGAAGAGAAAAGACCACUCGUGCUUAUUGGACAUAGUCUUGGGUGCCUCGUUAUUCAGCAGGCACUUGUGAUUGCGAUUCAUCAACGAGAAUUCACUAAUCUACGUCUCUCCGUAGCAGGUAUCAUCUUUCUCGGCGCCCCUUUCCAGGGAAGCGAUGCAGCGUUAUUCGGAACAUGGUUAGCCAAAGCCUUGCGUCGUGAUACUACAUUAUUGGAGUUAUUGAAGAAAGAUAGUCCAACCCUAUACGAUCUAUCGAGAGACUUUUGGGGCAGUUAUAGCGCUUGGGAUCUUGUUUGCUUUUAUGAGAUGAUAGAUGCCGAGUUAGGGCCAAUAAAGACACAGGUCGUGAGCUCACAGUCAGCUACUCUUCUGGGAAAGAGGAUGAUAUUCCUUAACACAGACCAUUCUGGGCUUAAUAAGUUCAGCGGAGAGGGCGAUGAGAAUUUUACACUUUUAUUACCUGAAAUUCAAAGAAUGAUCAGAGACGGACUCUCGAUUGUAGUUGACCGUCAUCGCGUAAAAGACGUUGGCGCUGCGAGCUAUGGAAAUGUGCAUUGGAUGGUGCCCCGCACUAUCAAUCCUCUAUUCACCGGACGUAAUGAGCUCUUACGUCGAAUACAGGAAGCUAUACAUUACGAUUCUACUUCCGAUCUCAAUAAACAAAAGAGGUUCGUUAUCACUGGGCUAGGCGGACAAGGGAAGAGUGAAAUCUGUUUACAAAUUGCAAAUCAAAUGCGAAAAGAAUUCUGGGGAAUAUUCUGGGUUGAUGUCGGUAUGGCUUCUACUGCCGAAAGCAACUUUAUUGCCAUUGCAAAGUUGCUUGGACGCUCGGUCGAAAAUGUUUCAGAUGCUCUUCAAGUUCUUGCAACUAUCAAGCAAAACUGGCUUCUUAUCCUCGAUAAUGCUGAUGAUCCGAAUUUUGAUUAUCAGGCUUAUUUCCCAUCUGGAACUCACGGUGCGAUUCUCAUGACAUCACGUGUUCCGGAAUGUAAGGGAUAUAGUCCAGAGCAAUUCGAAGCAUUAGAAGGUCUUGGAAAUGAGGAUGCAAAGGAGCUUCUCCUCAAAGCAUCUAAUAUCUCCAAACAAUCAUGGCUAUCUUACGAUGAUUAGGCUGAGACAAUUGUUCAACUUCUAGCAUCGCAUACAUUAGCAUUGAUUCAAGCGGGCGCAUAUAUUGCUCAAGGUCAUUGUCAAUUGCAUCAAUAUCCCAAGGUCUAUCAACGACAGCGGAAGCGGCUCUUACAAUUCCGGCCUAAGCAAGCUCAAUCGAGAUAUCACGAUGUUUAUGCAACCUUUGAAGCAUCAGCAGAGGUGCUAGAGCAAUCGAAAAGCGAAGCUA
This is a messenger RNA of Botrytis cinerea B05.10, 1884 nucleotides long. RefSeq lists its product as hypothetical. The transcript is spliced from 7 exons. Gene Ontology annotation, biological process: lipid metabolic process. The record is from RefSeq and is a predicted model, not a curated record. The coding region runs from base 144 to 1655 and encodes 503 amino acids. Gene Ontology annotation, molecular function: ADP binding. Lineage: Eukaryota; Fungi; Ascomycota; Leotiomycetes; Helotiales; Sclerotiniaceae.